This is a messenger RNA of Ipomoea triloba (trilobed morning glory), 1345 nucleotides long. Its product is annotated as protein MET1, chloroplastic. The coding region runs from base 99 to 1082 and encodes 327 amino acids. The record is from RefSeq and is a predicted model, not a curated record. The transcript has 7 exons. Gene Ontology annotation, molecular function: protein binding. Lineage: Eukaryota; Viridiplantae; Streptophyta; Magnoliopsida; Solanales; Convolvulaceae.
AACUGAAGACCAAAGAGUAAUCUCUUGCUUUCAUUCUCGAGCACAAACACAAACACAUAGUGAGCGAGCAAUCUAAUCAGUCUACUGCUAAUCAAUCCAUGGCUUCAACAAGCUGCACAUCCCUGUGUUCUUCUUCCCCAGUACGAAGAAUCAGUUCCCGCAAGCAAACCUCAUCUCUGUGUUCCUUGCUCAAGCUCAACCAGUCGUCCGUGAAUCUCCCAUUUCUGAGCAGCAGUUUCUGCAAUUCCCGCCCAGCUUCAGCGCUCAAGGCCUCGAAAACGGAGGCAGCUAAGGCGGAAAGUGAAGGCAAUGAAGAGGAGGAGAAGUAUGAAGAGUAUGAGGUGGAGAUAGUGAAGCCGUACGGGAUAAAAUUCGCUAAGGGCAGAGAUGGUGGGACUUACAUUGAUGCCAUUGCACCUGGAGGAUCAGCUGAUAAGACUGGAGCCUUCACUGUUGGGGAUAGGGUUAUUUCCACCAGUGCAGUAUUUGGAGAUGAAAUAUGGCCUGCUGCUGAAUAUGGCAGAACCAUGUAUACAAUCCGGCAGAGAAUUGGUCCAUUGCUCAUGAGAAUGGAGAAAAGAUAUGGAAAGAUGGAGAGUAUGACAGGUGAGUUGUCAGAAAAGGAAAUUAUUCGACAAGAAAGGAAUGCUGGUUUCAUUAGUGACAGGGUGAGAGAGAUUCAGUUGGCAAAUGCAAUGAAGAAAAGAGAACAGAAAGAGCAACGAGAAAAGGAUCUUCGGGAAGGACUGCAGCUGUACAAGAGUGCCAAAUAUGAAGAAGCAUUGGAGAAAUUCGAGUCUGUAUUAGGUUCACGACCAGAUCCAACUGAAGCUGCUGUAGCAAGUUACAACGUCGCAUGUUGUUAUUCUAAGCUUAAUCAGAUACAAGCUGGGUUGUCUGCUUUGGCGGAUGCAUUGGAAGCAGGAUUUGAAGAUUUCAAGAGAGUCAGAACAGACCCUGAUCUUGCUGGUCUAAGAGCAUCUGAGGACUUUGAACCUCUUCUCAAGAAAUUCGAUGAAUCAUUCAUCAAUGAAAACGCAAUCAACGCGCUUAAAUCUUUGUUCGGAUUCAACAAAAAGUAGAGCCAGCAAUUCAAUGUGCACGUUUGAAUUUGCGCAUGAGCUCACAAGAGGAUCAAGAUAUCUGUCAGCUAAGGCUUCUGGACCCACUAUAUAUACACAUUGGCUUCUUCUAAUCUGCUUAGAGCUAGCUAGAAAUGAAUUCUGGAAGAGAAUGAAAUUAUUUUGUGCAUGUUAACUGUUUGUUUCUACUGUAUUCUUAGUGAAUCUUGUGUACCUAUUUUAGAUGAAGAGUUGAAAGAAACUAAUAAAAUUAUCAUUACAGA